CUUGAGUGUAAAAGCUUCAUCGGAGUUUCUUGUCUGUAGCUUUAUUCUCCGGCGAGCGAUGGCGGUUUCAGCUUUCCGUGGGACGCGGUUACCGUUACUUCACCAUUCUCAGUUUCCCGUAGUGAGAACUGUCUCAGAAAGGUCUAAGAAGGCGAUCGGAGGUAGGAAUUUGAAGGGUUUUGUCCUUUCGGCCCAGUAUUCGCAAAGCCAGGACCUUUUCACUUCUCGCCUUCAAAGCCAGAUAGAGAAGUUACCUAAACUGGUGGAGGAUAUAGUUCAGACAUCAAUAAACACAGGUCCACGCGGUGUGACACGCCUUGUCCAAGGCGUUCAAGCCUUUGUAGGGGUUGGAGGAGAGUGGCUAAAUGAUUUAUCUAAGUCUACAAGCGUGCCUGGUGGAUUACCAAGUGAAUUGCAGCUUGGUCUACUGUCUCCUCUAUAUUUGAGGAAACUAUUUGAACGCAUGGGAGCUACUUAUAUUAAGCUGGGCCAGUUUAUAGCAUCUGCGCCAACUUUGUUCCCACCUGAAUAUGUCAAAGAAUUUCAGAACUGCUUUGACAAAGCUCCUCCUGUGCCAUUUGAAGAAAUUCGUAAAAUCUUGCAAGAGGAACUUGGUAAACCCAUAGACAGUGUAUACGAAUAUGUUGACCCUACGCCAAUUGCAUCAGCCUCAAUAGCACAAGUACAUGGUGCAAGGCUUAGAGGUUCCCAAGAGGAUGUAGUUAUUAAAGUCUUAAAGCCUGGAAUAGAAGAUUUCUUAGUGGCAGAUUUGAACUUUAUCUACGUUGUUUCCCGUAUAUUUGAGUUCCUUAGUCCUGAGUUUAGCCGUACUUCACUGGUUGGUAUUGUCAAAGAUAUUCGUGAGUCUAUGCUUGAGGAAGUAGAUUUCAAUAAGGAAGCUCAAAACAUUGAGUCAUUUAAGAGAUAUCUUGAAAGCAUGGGGUUGACAGGGCAAGCUACGGCUCCUAGAGUGUAUAAGUACUGCAGCAGCCGGCGGGUACUUACAAUGGAGAGGCUAUAUGGAGUUCCUCUGACUGAUCUAGAUUCCAUAAGAUCACUUGUUUCGAGUCCUGAAAACAGCCUUAUUACCGCGCUUAAUGUGUGGUUUGGAAGUUUGCUUGCUUGUGAAAGCUUCCAUGCUGAUGUACAUGCAGGAAACUUAUGGCUGUUGCGUGAUGGCCGGAUUGGGUUUCUUGAUUUUGGCAUUGUUGGUCGUAUAUCCCCCAAAACAUGGGCUGCCAUGGAAGUAUUUUUAGCAUCUAUUGCAUCUGAAGAAUAUGAAUCCAUGGCUUCUGCUUUGAUUCAAAUGGGCGCCACAAACAGAGAUGUUGAUGCCAAUGCUUUUGCAAGAGAUUUAGAAAAGAUGUUCUCAUCUAUCCAGGAACUAGAUACAGAAAUAGUAGUGGCUACAGCACGUGGAACAAAUUCGGACACAACUGCUGUUGCUGCUAACGUAAUUAUGGAUGAGAGACAGAUGAAUACACUUUUCCUCGACCUGGUCCGUGUUAGCGAAUCAUAUGGCCUUAAGUUCCCAAGAGAGUUUGCACUUCUAUUGAAGCAGCUUCUGUAUUUCGAUCGAUACACGAGACUUUUAGCCCCAAACCUGAACAUGCUGCAAGAUCAACGUAUCUCUAUUGCAUCCAACAAGCGGAUGAAUCGAUACAAGGACAGCUUCAACUGAAUUUAGACAGAUAUACUUCGUUAAACCUAUUCAAACUUACUUUUUAUUUAUUUUACUAGUGGUAAAGUUAUAGUAGAUUGAUUAAGUGAGGAAUGAUGAUAAAUUCAAUCUUGUUACAAACAUAUCAUAAGAUUCAUGACUAUAUACAAUAGAUGAGCAAUAUCUGCUUCUUCUU
This is a messenger RNA of Capsella rubella, 1856 nucleotides long. RefSeq lists its product as uncharacterized. Bases 59 to 1681 code for a protein of 540 amino acids. Gene Ontology annotation, cellular component: plasma membrane; plastoglobule. The record is from RefSeq and is a predicted model, not a curated record. NCBI's taxonomy places the organism in Eukaryota, Viridiplantae, Streptophyta, Magnoliopsida, Brassicales, Brassicaceae. The transcript has 11 exons.